Molecule: messenger RNA, 3405 nt
Organism: Pseudozyma flocculosa PF-1
Lineage: Eukaryota; Fungi; Basidiomycota; Ustilaginomycetes; Ustilaginales; Ustilaginaceae
Exons: 2
Coding region: 1-3405 (1134 amino acids)
Source: RefSeq, a predicted model, not a curated record
AUGAGCCUCGACAGGCCGCGCUGCGUCGGCGUUUCCGCCUCGCAAGUGGAUCAUCGCGACUACGUCUCGCAGCUCGAGCGGCAAGCCCGAUCCGCCUUUCAGACACUCAGCGGCAGCCGGCUGGGCCCAGUCGAGCGCCAGUCGGCCCUCACAGAGGCCAAGAUUGCCUUCCAUGCGCUGCUCACCGCCGAAGAGGCAGUCGCGGUAUCGAUGCUGGCCUCGAGCACCGAGCUAUUCGCCCACGUCGUCGACCUCGGCCCGAACGACUCUCGUAGGCUGGCAGCGCAGUGCCUGUCCGACUGGUUCGCGACGCACGCUCUCCACCAUGAGCAGCAGCGGCGACAGCAGCAGCAGCAGCAGCAGCAGCAGCAGCAGCAGCAGCAACCCGACCACUCUACGACGUUUGGCCAUACCGAGCAGCGCGCUUUGGUGGCCGCGCUAGUGCGAUGCGUCAAUGCCUGCCUGCGGAAGAGCAGGACCGGGCUUGUAGCGACAGCCCCACCGCCAGCCCGACUCUCGGCUUCGUCGCUGCGAACGGCUGCGUCUGCGCUCAAGGCCCUGCAUGCUCUCCUCGUCGCCCGAGCCGGCUCGUCGGAGCGCCCAACGGCCUCAGCCGAGCCGCUGGACUCUGCCAGCAUCAUGGAUAUGCUUCUCUUGGCCAUCUACACCGGCCUGACCGACAUUGCGCCCUCGGCUCCCUCCGGGCAUAGGAGCUCGGUUUCGAUCGGUGGAUCAUCCGCCCGGGCUGGCGUCGCUCGCCUGCAAGCCGGCGCCCUCUCGUUCCCACCAUCGCACCACGCCAACGGCCUGUCCUCCAGUCGCUCCUUCACGAAGAUGGAGGCUGGCCCCCAUCCUUCGGUGGCUGCGUCGCCGUCGCUGUCGUCGCACGAGCACGAUCCAGGCUUCGAUGCUGGCGCCGCUGGCUACGCAACCGAAGCUAGCGUCGUAGGCGACCAUUCAGAGAGCGACAUCGACAGCACCGCCAACCGAUCUGCAUGUGGCUCCGGCAGUGAGGGAAGUAGGUCGGCGCAGCACCGCACUUUGAGGGAUUCGGGGGCGCUCGCCGAGGACGAGCGAAAGAGGGCCGCCGCAGCCAGAGCAGUCCGACAGAACAGUCUCCACUGCCUGAUCGCCCUCAACCGGCUCAAUCCGCGAGCGCUCUACGCCUACUGGCCGUCACUCUUUCCCGACAGCAUCUUGCCGCCUGCCGCUCUACCGCGGCAGCAGCCCUUCUCCGCGUCGACAUCCGAUGCCGUUGCAUCUCGAUCAUCGCCGCACUCGGCGGCUCGGACCGCUGUCGGUGGCGCCAGCACCCAGAACCUGGGCCGGCAGGCGUCCCUCUUCACCAUUGUCGACGUCGAGGCGUCACUCAGUGUUAGGCUCACGGCGAUCGAUGCCAUGGUCAGCUUGCUCAACGGUGGCCAGGCCUAUCUGGGCGCGGCGCAGCAACGCUCAGGGAGGGUGCCCGCUUUCACCUCGCUAUCCGCAAAGCUGGCUGCGCUGAUCAUCGAUCUCCGUGCUUGCUUGCUGCAGAGCUUGCAGAGCGCAGCGUUGGGUCAGGCGCUGCAAAAUCCCGGCGCACCGGAUACAGCCCCACCCUCAGCGUCACAGCACGCUGCCAGCACGGCCCGUGCCGAGCUGCUCACAUCCAACGCCGACGUCUUGCAACCAGCCGUCUUCAAGCUGUGUUCGCACCCCGACUCGAACGUCGUCGCCCUAGCCUAUGGCACGAUGGCGGCGCUAGCGGCCAGCGGUCCGUCCAGCCGCGGUGGCGCCAUCGGCUACGGUGACUGGCAUCCCGGGAUCCCGGCAUCGGGCAAUGCCGAAGUGGCCGCCGCUCUACUCGACAAGCUCCAGGCCAGCGUGACGACGCCCGGCGCAGAGACGGUGACCGUGCAGCUGUGGCGGACGCUCGCGCUCUGCAUCGGCUCGCAGGUCGCCCGUUUGGCAGUCUCCGCCCUGGUCCGGUCAGUCGCGCUCUGCGAGGGCAGGGUGACUGGCGUCGUGGGCCCUCGAUCCUCGCAAGACGAGCGCCAGGCAGUUGCCGAGUACCUCUUUGCACUGCUCGGGGGCAUGGCAUCACUGCCCGCGACGCUUCGACGGGAUUUCCUGCUCCAGGUCGACCUCCCGGCGGCAAGGGCAACCUCACCAGUCUCGGCCGCGACAUCAGACCAUCGCCUACGCGUCCUCCUCGUCCAUCUUGGUCGAGACUCGGCUGCGGGCGUGCGGAGGAUUGCCGCCGCCACCCUACCGGCUUGGGCCUCGAUGCGACAGGGUAUCGAAGCCCUCGACCCCGGUUCAAACGAUGCCAGAGAUAUCGAGCUGCUCGAACGCCUGUCGCACGACCAGGACGAGAGCGUACGGGCCGAGGUUAUCCGAGCGCUUGGCCACAUUGUCGACGCCCCUGCGCGUUCCGACGCCCUCGAGGCGGCCCGGAACGGUCACGACGGCGGUGACAGCGUUUCAAGCGGUACCGCGUCGCUGCGCCGGUCCAUGCUGUUUGGACCUGACGACGAUGGCUCACCGUCGUUCCGCUCGCCGCCUCCUCUGCUGCUUGAUGCCUUGUCGGAUGCAUCGACGGCAGUCCGGCAGCAGGCCGCGUGGGCGCUGGCCAACUGGACAGAGAGCCUGGCCAACGCCGCUGCAGACCAGGCGGAUCCGUUAGCGGGGCCGAUCGUCGACCCGGUCACCUGGUCGAGCUUGGCGCGCGGCGCUCUUUGCGUGCAAGGCGACGCCCCCGCUGUCGUGGUGGGAUCGCUGCGCGCUUGCGGCUGCCUGCUCUCUCUGAUCAGGUUCGACUCUGAUGGCGCCGCGCACGACCCUCGAUCGCCAGACGACGGUGUGCGAGGCCAGACGCUCGAGGUGAUUGGCGUGGUCUGCUCCGUCUUGGAGCCAAGUCUCCGAGGUGCGGCGACCGGCAGCGCGGGCAAGGCGUCGCCCAGGAGCCCAAAGAUGCUCUGGAAUGCGGCCAGCGCGCUGGGGAGGGCGGUGCGGAACCCGAGCCUGCUCUCGUGGCUGUCGGAGCGGCAGCGGGCGACCGAGUCGCAGGCGGGUCGCCAGACGCUGUCACGCGUCCUCGCAGCGUUGGGCACCGGUCUGACGUCCAAGUACUUUAAGGUCAAGAUGAUCUGCGCCGAGGCGUUGCUUGCCGUUGCUCCGACGGGCGACGGGUCGGCAUCCGCGGCGACGACGGCGACGGCGACGGCGGCAACGUUGCGGCGCGAAGACGUGGAGAUGCUGGCGGAAUCGGUGGACAAGGCGAGCCAGCGCCUCGAGGCAGAGAUUGAGGCGGCAUCGUUUAAAGAGGUCAGCCUGCACGGGCAGGAGUGCCGGAAGCUGUUUGAGCGGCUUUGCGAGGAGUUUGGUGUCCGGUGGGCCGAGGCGGGGCCCAAGGUGGUCGAGUGA